AUGAUUACUGAAACAUCCGAAGCUGAUUGCGCUGUUCUCAUCAUUGAUUACACAACUGGUGGUUUUGAAGCUGGUAUUUCCAAGGAUGGUCAGACCCGUGAACAUGCCUUUCCUUGCUUUCACCCUUGGGGAAGUAACAAUAUUGAAAUCAAGAUCACCCUGAAGAGUUCUGACGGUGAGAGCUUUGAGGUUGACGAGGCGGUGGCGUUGGAGUUGCAAACAAUCAAGCAUAUGAUUGUGGAAAAUUGUGCUGACGAAGGAAUCCCUCUUCCAAACGUGACAAGCAGGAUCUUGACAAAGGUUAUUGAGUAUUGCAAGAAGCAUGUUGAGGUUGCGCGUUGGGAAGAAGAAAAAUCUUGUAGUAAUGAGAAUGAUCUUAAGGCUUGGGACGCUGAUUUCGUCAAAGUUGAUAAUGAUACGCUUUGCAAACUCCUUGCGGCUGCAUACGAUUUAAACAUCAAGAGUCUGCUAGAUCUUACACAUCAUACUAUAUCGGACAUAAUGAAUGGUAAGACACCGGACGAGAUUCGUAAGUUAUUCAACAUUAAGAAUGAUUUCACUCCGGAGGAAGAGGAAGAAAUUCGUCUUGAAAACCAAUGGGCAUUUGAAUGA
Molecule: messenger RNA, 612 nt
Organism: Trifolium pratense (red clover)
Lineage: Eukaryota; Viridiplantae; Streptophyta; Magnoliopsida; Fabales; Fabaceae
Product: SKP1-like protein 1A
Exons: 2
Coding region: 1-612 (203 amino acids)
Biological process (GO): SCF-dependent proteasomal ubiquitin-dependent protein catabolic process
Cellular component (GO): nucleus; cytoplasm
Molecular function (GO): cullin family protein binding
Source: RefSeq, a predicted model, not a curated record